Molecule: messenger RNA, 5911 nt
Organism: Coregonus sp. 'balchen'
Lineage: Eukaryota; Metazoa; Chordata; Actinopteri; Salmoniformes; Salmonidae
Source: the annotation of a GenBank genome assembly
AUGGGUAUCCAGGGUACAUUCAAGUGUCCUUUCAACCGCUCCAAAGUGUCCGAAUGUGGUAAUUGCACUGUUUUUGCACACUGGAUGUGCCUCUUGCUUUGUCAAAUCAAAUCAAAUCAAAUCAAAUUUUAUUGGUCACAUGCGCCGAAUACAACAGGUGCAGACAUUACAGUGAAAUGCUUACUUACAGCCCUUAACCAACAGUGCAUUUAUUUUAAACAAAAAAAGUAAGAAUAAAACAACAACAAAAAAAGUGUUGAGAAAAAAAGAGCAGAAGUCAAAUAAAGUGACAGUAGGGAGGCUAUAUAUACAGUAAAAUAAAAUAACAGUAGGGAGGCUAUAUAUACAGGGGGGUACCGUUGCAGAGUCAAUGUGCGGGGGCACCGGCUAGUUGAGGUAGUUGAGGUAAUAUGUACAUGUGGGUAGAGUUAAAGUGACUAUGCAUAAAUACUUAACAGAGUAGCAGCAGCGUAAAAAGGAUGGGGUGGGGGGGCAGUGCAAAUAGUCCGGGUAGCCAUGAUUAGCUGUUCAGGAGUCUUAUGGCUUGGGGGUAGAAGCUGUUGAGAAGUCUUUUGGACCUAGACUUGGCACUCCGGUCCCACUCAGGUCAACCGCAUAUCCCUGGAAAGCUUAUCUCAUUGGCUACAAGACUGUCAAGGUGCCAUAGUAGCCAAUCCCCUGUGUAAUGGAUGCCUACAGCGCAUAAGCAGUCAACAUUAUAUUUUUGAAGGGCAAAGCUAUAGUCACUCAGUGGACAUUCAAUGUUUCCAUUAAGUCAUACAUCAUCAGAUAUUGGCAAUAGGUUAGAUUUGUUCCUACCAACCGAAUGAUUAAUUUGAUACCCCCCAUGUAGCCAUAGCUCAAACACAGACCAAAUCGAAGCUUACCUUGCAAGAUGUCCACCUCUGGCCUGCUGGCUCCCCUACCUCUGCGGAAGCAUAGUUCCCGCUCAGCCCAGUCAAAACUGUUCGCUGCUCUGGCACCCCAAUGGUGGAACAAACUCCCUCACGACGCCAGAACAGCGGAGUCACUCACCACCUUCCGGAGACAUUUGAAACCCCACCUCUUUAAGGAAUACCUGGGAUAGGAUAAAGUAAUCCUUCUACCCCCCCCUUACAACUUGGGGGUUAUCUAUUCUCAGAGGUGGGAGGCAGCAGUGCUGAAGGGGCUGCUGCAUGGAGUGAACGUCCAGGACCAACGCCCCGCAGGAGGAGGCUGAACGCCCCCGGACCCCGAACUAGAGAAGAGACUCCUGGGAUAUCUGUCUGACCUGAGCCGCUCCCUGCCCACUGAUUCAUCUGACCAUCACUGAUGAGCUCAACACUGUGAGUGCGUAUCCCUGUGACCAAGGUCUACUAUAUUUGCAUAGAAAAGUACAGAACAGCAAUAAUAGAAAGUACACAAAACAUUGAGUUUCCUAAUAUUGAGUUGCACCCCACCUUUUGCACUCAGAACGGCCUCAAUUUGUCAGGGCAUGGACUCUACAAGGUGUCGAAAGCGUUCCACAGGGAUGCUGGCCCAUGUUGACUCCAAUGCUUCCCACAGUUGUGUCAAUGCUUCCCCCAAGUUGGCUGGAUGUCCUUUGGGGGGAGGACCAUUCUUGAUACACACAGGAAACUGUUGAGUGUGAACAAACCAGCAGCUCAUGUCUCAAGGCUUAACAAUCCAUCUUUAACCUGUCUCCUCCCCUUCAUCUACACUGAUUUGAAGUGGAUUUAACAAGUGACAUCAAUAAGGGAUCAUAGCUUUCACCUGGUCAGUCUAUGUCAUGGCAAGAGCAGGUGUUCCUAAUGUUAUGUACACUCAGUGUAUAUGUGUGUGUUGUUAACUGCUAUUGCUAAUUUGAAUGAAGACUGGAUAAGAGUAAUUGCUAAGACAUUCAUAAGCCACUUUGCCAUCACUAACAAAGUGAUGCAUAGUCACUUUACCCCUACCUACAUGUACUAACCUGUACCCCCGCACAUUGACUCAGUACCGGUACCCCCUGUAUAUAGCCUCGCUAUUGUUAUUUUAUUGAGUUACUUUUAGUUUUUUUAAAUGUUGUUUUACUUUAGUUUAUUUAGUAAAUCUUUUCUUAACUCUUUCUUGAACUGCUUUGUUGGUUAAGGGCUUGUAAGUAAGCAUUUCACGGUGUUGUAUUCGGCGCAUGUGACAAAUAAAGUUUGAUUUGAUUUGACUGCAUCACAUUGACAUUCCAUUUCCUGUCCUUUCCCUUUCCUUGCCUUCCUCUCUCUUAUCCCUGUCUUUUAUAUUUCUCCUCCACAGUCUUAAGCGCCCAUCACCCAUGGCUGCAUCCAGAGUCUGCUGCUCAAGUUCUCUGCCCAGGAGCUCUUCCAAGUAAGUCAGCCGUCCAUGGCCACCUCCUCUUCCUCUUCCUCCACGCUAGUCAUCUCCGUGGACCACACACAACUCUGGCCCUUGAUUGGGGGUGGGGCCUUAGCUCAGAGAAUGGGGGCCAAGCAGAAAGCAGAGGACCAAGCCCACCAUAAACGUCCAUAAGGCACCUCCCUUGCUUUUCAGAGCCCGCCCUCCCCUCCGCCCACUUCCUCCAUCACCCUGGCACCGGCUUCCAGCUGGCCAGGCCCUCUGAUUGGAAGGUUGGCGGAGGAAUGGGUGGGGCAGAUAAACAGGGCAGGACCAGUAAAGGGCAGACACCUCACCUGGACAUGGAGAUUGAGAGCCUGCUGAACCAGCAAUCCACCAAGAAGCAGCAGAGCAAGAAGGUACAGUACAACCCAGAAGAGGGAAGGGAAAUAGAUCGGGAUAGCCUGGGUGUAGUUUGAACCAUAACAGUACAAACCGUAUUAUACUGCCCAAUAUUCAGUCAAUGGCACACACGCAGUCAAUUGCGAAAUCAAAACCCAAUUAUGUGUGUGUUUAUAGAUGAGCAGAGUGAUCCUGGAGCUGCUGAACACCAGCACAGCUAAAGAACAGUCCAUCGUUGAGAAGUUCCGUUCAUGCGGUCGCACUCAGGUCCAGGAGUUCUGUGAUCACGGGACCAAAAAGGAGUGCAUGCGGUCCGGAUUCACACACCAGCCCUGCACCAAGCAGCAUUUCCGGUCAGUGCUGCUACACACAGUCUUAGAAAUACUCUCCCAAAUAUGUAUUUUUCUUGAUUAAUCAAGAAAUCCUGAUUUUCUGACUUCCUCUUUGAUUCAAUACUUAAUUUAAUCAUCCCCUCCCCAAAAUUAUUGUUGUGCUGAUCGAAUCUCUAAGUGGACUCUCCCUUCUCAUUGGAGCUCUCCAUUCAAUCACUUACGUCUCUUAUGAUUGGCUGAUCAAUCUUUUUUUUUCCUACCCUAUUGACUAAGCCCAGUCUUCUCUCCCCUCUCUGACGCAUCAUCAACAAGCAUACAGACAAGUCUUGGAGACUGCUCUUUCCUCAACACCUGUUUCCACAUGGACACCUGUAUUGCUCCUGUAAGUCGCUCUGGAUAAGAGCGUCUGCUAAAUGACUAAAAUGUAAAUGUAAAUGUAUAUACGUGCACUAUGAGAUCGACGCUCCUCCAGAGGCAGAGGGGGUUCUGAUCGGUGGUCCUCUGUAGCUCAGCUGGUAGAGCACGGCGCUUGUAACGCCAAGGUAGUGGGUUCGAUUCCCCGGGACCACCCAUACACAAAAAAUGUAUGCACCCAUGACUGUAAGUUGCAUUGUUAUUAUAUUAUUAUCGGAUCCCAAGCUUGGGACAUGGAGGUGGGACUACACCAGAGGGAGGAAGACAGCAACGUGGGGAAACUGUUCCCCUCUCAGGUGAGAGAGGAGGAGUAAUAGAGGGAAGCAGGGAGAUGGAAGGGAAGGGGGAGGCUUAUGAAAAGGGAGGAGGGAGAGACUGGAGGGAAGUGUGGGGGGUGGGGAGGAUCACCCAUCAUCAACGACUCAGGCUUUUAUUUUGGUACAUGUCUCUACAGGUGUGGAUUUUCUAAAUGAAUAUACUUUCUGAAUCCCCAAAGGGAGACAUUAGGAAGAUGUCUGUCUACAUUAGUUAUGUCAGCUACCUCCAUACAUCAGAUGUGGUUCUUAGGCAGUCUGAUGCUGCGGUUCGAUCCAGCCUGAUCCGGUUUUGUCCCCCAUCACAGUGGAUCUGUUGUGACAGCCGCGUCCUGGAAAAGUUAUCUGUGGUGAUGGCCGACCCUCCCUGGGACAUCCACAUGGGGCUGCCCGACGGAACUCUGACGGACAAUGAGAUGAGGAAGCUCCACAUCCCCUUCCUCCAGGACGACGGCUUCCUUUUCCUCUGGGUGACUGGCAGGUACCUCCACUAAUCAGAUAUGAGUGGAAUAGUGUGUCACUGAUCAACCAAUCAGCUGUCAGGAGAGCAGUGCAUGCUAAUGAACACGCACUACAGCAGAAAGGGUCUGACAGAGAGCGGUUUAAUUAUAUGAUAACAAGCCGUACUCUCCUGAUAUUGAUUGAUGUUGAUUGGUGCUUUGAGUGACAUGUUUCACUUAAAAUAUACAAUAGACUGUUUUAAUCUCCAUGUCUCUCCUUAUCUUGUUCCUUUAGGGCUAUGGAGUUGGGUGUAGAAGGUCUGUCUUUGGUGGUAAGUGUCUUUAUUAAUCAACCUUUAUGACAGAGUUGACUUUACUUACUGGUCCAAUCUGACUGUAGCUAUGAGCGUGCUGAGAUCAUUUGGGUGAAGACCAACCAGUUACAGAGAUGUUGUUAUUUUGUGAUGUGUUGUGAUAUGUUGUGCAGCAUCAUACCUCUUAUCUUAUCCGAGUCUGCGCUCUGCUCUGGGCAGUGUGGUGCAGUCAGUUGUGUGUAUUUACUGUUAUUGUAGUAUAGGUGUGUGUGUGUGUGUGUUUCUCCUCAGGUGGGUGUGAAGGAAAGCCCCCAAGGAUUCAACAAAGGGCUGGACUGUGAUGUCAUCGUGGCCGAAGUCAGGGGUCAAACACAAUGAAUCCAUUUGAUGUUACAUUCCAAUCCUAAGAGAGCCCUGAAUGUUUUAACUCAACCCUCUCCUAUAUCUCCCUCUCUCUCCCUCUCUCUACCUCUCUCUCUCCCACUCUCUACCUCUCUCUACCUCUCUCUACCUCUCUCAUCCCCAUCUUCUCUCCUACUCACCCCUCUCCCCGCCCCCUCCCGCGCGACCGCGCGCCCGCCCCGGCUCUACCCCUCCGCCGGGGCUCCACGCUCGGGUCUACCGUACUCCUGGCGGCUCGCAUCAUCCUCCGAUCGCGCCUACUUCUCUAACCCUCUCUCUCCCCAUCUCCCUCCUCCUCUCCUCCGCCCUCUCUAUACCUCGACUCUCAACUCUCUCUCUCUCUCUCACCCCUCUCCGCUCUCUCCCUCUGCUAACCUCUCUCUCUCCUCUCUCCCCUCUCUCUACCUCUCUCUCUACCUCUCUCUCUCCCUCUACUCUUCCUCCUCUUACCCCUCUUCUCCCUCCUCUCACUCUCUUCCUUCUCCCCCUCUCUCUCCUCUUCUCUAUCCUCUCCUCUCUCUCUCUCUACCCUCUCUCUACCUCUCUCUCUCUUCUUCACCUCCUCUCCCCCACCUCUCUCUCUACCUCUCUCUCUCCCUCUCUCUACCUCUCUCUCUACCCCUCUCUUGCUCUCUCUCUCAUCUUUUGUCUCUACCUCUCUCUUUCUCCUAUCUUAGGUGCGUUCCACCAGCCACAAGCCAGAUGAGAUCAAUGGGAUGAUUGAGAGACUUUUACCUGGUACCAGGAAGAUUGAGCUCUUUGGCAGACCUCACAAUGUCCAACCCAACUGGUACGUGUAUUUAUUUGAUUAUGUAUCUGUCUGUAUGUGGCUAUUUUUCUAUGCCUUCAUUUCUCUCUCUCUCUCUCUCUCUCUCAGGGUAACUCUUGCUAAUCAAUUGGAGGGUAUUCACCUCUUGGACCCUGACGUCGUGGCUCGCUUCAAGAAGUGCUACCCAGACGGAGUCAUUUCCAAACUAAAGAACAUGUAG